Pseudogymnoascus verrucosus is the source of this 3656-nucleotide messenger RNA. RefSeq lists its product as uncharacterized. Lineage: Eukaryota; Fungi; Ascomycota; Leotiomycetes; Thelebolales; Thelebolaceae. The transcript has 3 exons. The record is from RefSeq and is a predicted model, not a curated record. Bases 467 to 2995 code for a protein of 842 amino acids.
CGCCGCCUAAAAGCUCCGAAGAGAGGCUUUUCACAGCUGGAGAUUUAUACCUAUAGCCGAGUCAAUUGGGGACAGUUCACUCCUGUCCCUCCCUCCCUUUCCCCUUAUCGCUAGGGUCUCUUAGUGGUCUCAGCACCCGUAUUUCGUAUUCCUUACUUUACAGAAAAGAGAGAUCGAGUACCACCGCAAAUAUCCCCCUGCGUGGCACGCUGCCAAUUGAGAUUUGGAUCUUCAUCUUCCUCUUUCCGAGGCACAUAUUCCCCUUACACAGGACACGGUUUUGUUCAUUCUUUGCGGAGAGCAACUGCAAGCGUCCGCAAGGCUGCAUAAGUUGGGGAUCGCGCCACAAUCUCUCAGGGUUCAACUAACUAAUCCGGCGAUUCUUCUGACGUACGAAACGAACCACCAGCCGCGGAACUAGACUGAACACUGCUGCCAUUGCAAGACCAGUGAGACGCCAUGCGCAAUGGCGCCCGACAUCACCGGCUCCACGCAAGCCCGCCCGACUACAUCUUCUGGGCGAUUCCCCUUCUCGAGGCGCAAAGUGAAGGCUGUGCCGCAUGAAGAGACAGCACAGGAUAGACCACCAACCGCAGCAACGACUACGGCGCCAGAUGCAAUUGUGAGCCCAGGAAACGAUACCAGGGGUUUGCGGCUCCAACAGACCAUAUCCAGCAGCGGGACCGUGAGCAGGCCGGGGACAAACAGCGAAGGGAGUGGUUUGAGACUGACGGCACAACCGCAGGGGGAAGGGAAUGCGCCGAGAGCACCAAGCAUAGCACCAAGCGACGUCUCGUCAAUAACAACAGGGAGCCGCUGGAGGAUACGAAGCAGGAACGGGGACAAAGGCAGCGAGAACAUACCAAGGACACCCAGCUCGAGCGAUGAUGUGCCAACACUAAGCUCAAGCCCCGAGAGAGAAUUUACACCGCUCACGACGAGCUUGCCGGACACACAACUGGAUUUUAUAAACCAAGUCAGCUUUUCGACCCGGGGCAGCGUGCUUCUUGGAGGGAGGAAAGCGGUUAAUGCGAAGCCCAUUUCCAAGCCGGCCUCAGAAAGAGUGCCCGCUGCGGUUGAGCCACGGAAGGCCGCACCAGAACUAUCGAAUACUGUGGUUGAGCAACCUAAGACUGCACCACAGCCACUGAGAACAGCGCCAGAACUACCAAAGGCUGUGCCCGAGCCAUCGAAUACGGUGAUCGAUCCACCGAAUACCGCACCGGAGACAUCUAAUACUGUAAUUGAGCCAUCUAAUACUAUGGUUGAGCGACAAAAGUCUGUGCUGCAGCCACCAAACCCUGCGCCGGAGCCACCAAGGACCGCGCCAGAACCACUGCAGACAGCGCCAAACCUAUCGAAGGUUUCACUGGAACCACCGAGGACUGCGCCGGAGCCAUCACUACUUCCGGUGCUGCCAGAGGAGAUCGCGAAAGAGAGUUUAAAGGUCAGGUCUAUGUACGAGGAGGAUGUGAUAACGGAUUGGAGAGAUGGCAAUCCGAUAAACCCUCCCCUGCCGCUGGCCGAAGAAAACGAGGGGCCGAGCAAUGAUACUUUCAACGUGCAGCUACGGCCUAGACCACAGACUGCGGCGGCACCCAGUGCAAAGAGAUACAGUGUUCUGAGGCGUGAACAUGAGCUUGCUGGUGGCAUUGAGGACUGGGAAGAUAUCAGCGGCGAGGACGUUGAUCGAUAUGGAUUCAUCGUCAAGACCACGGAGACACCAAAUAGAAGCGGAACCCCCGAACCUCGAGCACCACAACGUGUAUCGACAUCCCUCCAGCUUGCCUCUCAAGCGCCUAGGAAGCAGCGAAGCUUCAGACUGCAAUCUCCAGCCAAGAAUACCGCGGCCAAGUCUCUUAGGACGCAAAACACCAGCGCAUCUCAACGAAGCGUGUCACAUCCCUUGAGGACCCUUACCAACCGCCUGCCUGGCAAUCAGGACAGACGCUGGAUGGAUGAAGCAGGCGAUAUGCUAACACUCCCCCACGGCCUCGCCGACAUCACUGAAGUCGACGAAAGAACCACAGCAGCUGAAGUAACCAAGAAGCGCGAAUGGGCGCGCUCGGAGAAGUGGCGCCGGAUGGCCAAACUUAUCAACUCAGGCCCGGACGGCGAAGGCAUGGAAUUCGAGUUUGACGUCGCCCAUCCGAAGCUCAUCGACCGGACAUGGAAGGGAAUCCCGGACGUGUGGCGCGCGACAGCCUGGCGCUGUUUCCUCAACGCCAGCGCGAAGAAGGUGGAAGGUAGCCCGACCGAAGCGUCUCUAGUCGAAGCGUUUCAGCGGCUCGUGGGCGAGGGCAGCGCCGACGAUGUGCAGAUAGACAUGGAUGUCCCGCGCACGAUCAACAGUCAUAUCAUGUUUCGGAAACGGUAUCGUGGCGGGCAGCGUUUACUAUUUCGCGUACUGCACUGCCUCGCGCUAUAUUUUCCCGACACCGGAUAUGUGCAGGGAAUGGCGAGUCUGGCGGCCACACUACUGUGCUAUUAUGACGAAGAAAAGACGUUUAUCAUGUGUGUCAGGUUGUGGACGUUGAGGGGACUUGACAAGCUGUAUGCGCAUGGAUUUGCUGGGCUGAUGUCUGCAUUGGAUGAGUUCCAGGUGGAUUGGAUGAGGGGACAUGACGUAUCCCGUCAACUUGACGAACUGGAUAUCGGCCCCACGGCGUACGGGACACGCUGGUACCUCACGCUGUUCAACUACUCCAUCCCCUUCGCAUCACAGCUGCGCGUCUGGGACGUUUUCAUGCUGCUCGGCGACUUGGAUCCCUCAGUGCCAGCAACGCCCGAGCGGCCAUUCCAGCAUGGUCUGGAUGUGCUGCAUGCGUGUAGCUGUGCGUUGAUCGAUGGAACGCGGGAGAUCCUGCUUGAUUCGGACUUCGAUAAUGCAAUGAAGGUGCUCACGAGCUGGGUGCCGAUUAAGGAUGAAGCGCUGUUCAUGAAGGUCGCCAGGGCCGAGUGGAAGAUACACCAAAGGAGGAGGAGAGCCCGAUGAGCAUCUGUCGAGAUGUAUGGAACUGUCAGUCUCUCGACGUGAAGCAAACUGGUGCCUGGCACCCUACUCUGUGGACUAUACCAACCCUCAAUACCUACAUUCCACGCCCUACAACAACUCUAACCCACCAAAAUCUUCAUAAUCCAUAUCUCACCACAACCACCGCAAUUACUGAGCUACGACUACACAACAUAAUAUCUCUCACCAAGCUUCCGAUUGACGACAACUCUAAUAUCAGAGACACACAAAGAUCUAAUUUAUACCCAAAUCAUACUAAUCCAUCUAGAUCUUUUUUCUUUUUUCUUUUUUCUUUGCUAUUUGUAUACCUGGACUAUUAGGAGCGGGCUUGAAUCCUGCAAGCGGGAUGAUGAAGCUAUUGUGAGAGGAAGGGAGGAUGCGCAGACAAAGGCGGCGGGAUGGAUGUAAAAAUAUCCAGAUAUCCUAGAGGCACCGCGGAAGGCGCGACCUAUAUGGUGGAGGCGCCAGUAUGGAGCUUGUGGAGGAAAGGGCGACUCGCUGCUGUGGCCUCGAGGGGGAAGGAGCGAGUCACUAGCAUGAAGUAAUGGAAAGGAGGAAGGAGCGAAUCAAGUAGGUAGUGUGGCUUCAUAGGGAAGUUGCAAUCAAAUAAAAAAGUCUGCAGUACCAAUGGAUGAGAUAUAAC